AUGGCGGCAAACGGAGUGUCAAAUGGCACACACGCGUCCGAGCCGACCUCACCGCAAAGCAAGACACAACGCAACAGCCUCGCUCUGACGGAGUACUCUGCGGAGCCUUCAGGUCAGGACCCCUCACCCCUGGUCCAAGAUGGCACUCACAAGUCUGUCGUGCCGGAUCAUCUCCUUCUUCCCAAUGGCUUCCCGGAUUACAUUCGCUUGAUCACAACAGCAAAAGUCUACGAUGUGGUGGAGCAAACUCCCCUCACCCACGCCAUCAAUGUCAGCAAUCGGCUCGAGACCCAAGUCUUCCUCAAGCGGGAAGAUCUGCUUCCCGUAUUCUCCUUCAAACUGAGAGGUGCCUACAACAAGAUGGCCCAUCUCAGCCAAGAAGAGAGAUGGAAGGGUGUCAUUGCUUGCUCGGCUGGUAACCAUGCCCAAGGUGUUGCCUAUUCCGCUCGAAAGCUCCGCAUUCCUGCAACCAUCACAAUGCCCGUUGGAACUCCCGCCAUCAAGCACCAGAAUGUGUCUAGACUUGGCGGAAACGUCGUGCUACACGGACAGGAUUUUGACGAAGCAAAAGCCGAGUGUAACCGGAGAGCAGAGGCGAAUGGUUUGAUCAACAUCCCUCCAUUCGAUGACCCAUAUGUCAUCGCCGGACAGGGAACGAUUGGAGCCGAAAUUCUACGACAAGCAGACCUUAGCAAGCUGGAAGCUAUAUUCUGCUGUGUUGGAGGCGGUGGACUCAUUGCCGGCGUAGGCGUCUACAUUAAGCGAUUUGCACCUCACAUCAAGAUCAUCGGAGUGGAGACCUAUGAUGCGAAUGCAUUGCUCCAGUCGUUGAAGCUGAAGAAGCGUGUGACGCUUUCUGAGGUGGGACUAUUCGCAGAUGGUGCCGCUGUGAAGACUGUCGGCGAAGAGACGUUCCGCAUCUGCAUGGAAGUCGUGGACGACAUCAUCCAAGUCGACACCGACGACAUUUGUGCUGCUAUCAAGGACGUCUUCGAAGACACGCGCUCCAUCCUCGAGCCAGCGGGGGCUCUCUCGCUUGCUGGACUCAAAAAGUACGUCGCGUCCAACCCAUCCGGGGACACGAGUCGCCAGUUGGUAGCACUUGCCAGUGGAGCGAACAUGAACUUCGAUCGACUCAGAUUCGUCGCUGAACGUGCCGCCAUCGGUGAGAAGAAAGAGGCACUUCUCGCGGUUACUAUCCCCGAGACGCCUGGCUCAUUUGCCAAGCUCGUAGCGACGGUCAACCCAAUGGUCGUUACCGAGUUCUGCUACCGUUACCACGACGCCACAGCUGCGAGCGUAUUGAUGGGUAUUCAGGUUUCGGCAGCAACUCGAACCCGCGAUGUUCUGGACUUGUUACAGCGCCUGGAGAAGGAGGGCAUGACGGCGCGCGAUAUCAGCGGCGACGAAAUUGCCAAGAGCCACAUCCGGUAUCUGGUCGGUGGACGCAGCACUGCUGAGAAUGAGAGGUUGUUUGCCUUUGAAUUCCCGGAGCGCGGUGGCGCACUGUACAAGUUCCUUACGACUUUGCAGCCUGGGUUCAACAUUAGUUUGUUUCAUUACAGGAACUACGGCGGUGAUAUCGGCAAGGUUCUUGCUGGUAUUCAAUGCCCCGCUGGUGAGGAAGAGGGCCUCACGGCUUUCCUCAAGGAGCUGGGUUACGGCUACACCGAGGAGACUGACAACGAGACGUACAAGAUGUUCAUGAGAGGAUGA
This is a messenger RNA of Ramularia collo-cygni, 1716 nucleotides long. Its product is annotated as probable threonine dehydratase, biosynthetic. The transcript is spliced from 2 exons. Lineage: Eukaryota; Fungi; Ascomycota; Dothideomycetes; Mycosphaerellales; Mycosphaerellaceae. The coding region runs from base 1 to 1716 and encodes 571 amino acids. Gene Ontology annotation, biological process: L-threonine catabolic process. Gene Ontology annotation, molecular function: pyridoxal phosphate binding; threonine deaminase activity. The record is from RefSeq and is a predicted model, not a curated record.